Messenger RNA from Rotaria sp. Silwood2, 1464 nucleotides. The record is from the annotation of a GenBank genome assembly. NCBI's taxonomy places the organism in Eukaryota, Metazoa, Rotifera, Eurotatoria, Philodinida, Philodinidae.
AUGUCUCUCAAGGUGACAUCCACAUUAGAGCUCAAUGGUAACGAAAAGAUAUUUUGUGUAGAUGGCAAUUGGGUUAUUAUUGGAUUUGCUGCUCAUUUGACUGGUGAUCGUUCGAUAUUUGCCACUAAUGCUCCUCAUGUUCUUCAAAGUCUACUCAAACGACAUUCUCGCAUGCGUACACGUGUUCGUGUCGACGGCAAACGAUAUCUACUUGAAAUAUUGAACUACGACAGUGAGCUGCUAUCGACUGAUUUAUUCUUUUCUGUUGUUGAAACAACAAAUGAAUCUUGGCAACAAAUCGUCGAGAAUCGCUGCAAUCAAAAUCCAUAUUCGAAUAAUGGUACGAUUAUCUUUCCACUCUUUCAUUUUAUGUUGGUAUUCGAUCGAGAUUCGUCCAAUGAGAAUCGUUUUCAUCUACUUCUUUUUACAAAUCAUUGUGCAUUCGAUAGUCGAAGUGGAUUUGUUCUUAUCAAUGAUUUUUUUACUUUGGCUACUUCACCGAAUUUACUUGAUAUUUCGGAACCGGUCAAUGCAGAAGUACUUCCAUUCUUAGCUCAACUGACACCUCGUCCGUACGGUCCUCUAUAUCCUCUGAAAUCAUUCAUCCUGAAGCGUCAUAUGAGGCAAGAAUUACCUAAAUUAGCACAGCCUCGUAUUCCUGUCAAGUCGAUUCCUCAUGUCGAUUGUGAACCAAUCAGGUCUAAUACUCAAUUCUACAAAACCAAAUUUUUAUUUUCUUCAAGUUCUUCUAAUGUUUAUUCAAACUUACACAAAAUAUGUCAAUCACAACAAGUAACAUUAAAUUGCCCGUUGUUCAGUUGUCUUCUGUUGGCCGUUCAUCAUUGUUUUCCACUCGACAAUAACAACCGAUUGGAACCAUUCAAUAUCGAUCUCUAUUUCGAUAUGCGUUUGCGUCUUCCUCGAUCACCUCUGACAUCUUCAUCAGUCGGUUUCUUUGUAGGUACAGCUGGAAUGAAGCUGAAACGAUCACUCUCACUUCAAUCUACUCAAUUUUGGUUACUUGCACAAAAAUGUAUGAGAAUGACUCGGAAACGGCUGCAAAGAAAUGGUGUUCCAUUAAUGAUCAAUGUCUUUUGUGAUAUCAUGAGGCACGAACGUCAAUUCGAACGGAUCAGUCGACUCUAUCCCGAAGGACGCCUCUCCGAAAUAGGUUUUUCAAAUAUUGGUAAAUAUCCAUUUUCAUGCGAUUACAAUCAUGGUCAAGUACGAUUGCAUGGUCUGCAUAUCGUAAGUAGUACUAGUCUCUAUCGUACAUCAUCAAUUAUGUAUGUUACUUGUGCUGGUGAUGGUCAAUUGGACUUUUCAUUGGGACAUGAAAUAGAAAAUGAUGAAAGAGCAAAAGAAUUUUUUGAUUAUUAUAUACAUUUAAUCGAAGCCUGCGCGGAUAGUGAACGUUGUACAAUUCAAACAACUCUUGAACAGUUGCUGAAAAGUGUCGAAUGA